Molecule: messenger RNA, 2034 nt
Organism: Aspergillus pseudotamarii
Lineage: Eukaryota; Fungi; Ascomycota; Eurotiomycetes; Eurotiales; Aspergillaceae
Product: putative MFS monocarboxylate transporter
Exons: 4
Coding region: 141-1454 (437 amino acids)
Biological process (GO): transmembrane transport
Cellular component (GO): fungal-type vacuole membrane
Molecular function (GO): transmembrane transporter activity
Source: RefSeq, a predicted model, not a curated record
CACGCCCUUGACAUGACCAUCGGAUUGUCAUCCCGAAGACUUUUGUUGUUCGCUGUUGGUCUUCGACAUUCCCAUGGAACAUUUUGGAACCUGCUUCUGACCGACUCCGCCAAGUAGUAGUAUUCAGCGACUGACUGAUUAUGGAGUUAGAAACACGGCAUUCUACGAGAGAGGAAGACCCCACCAGGUCCAGCCUCUUGACUGACGAACCACACAAUGAACUUCAACUUCCCCCCGUCGAUGGUGGAAAAGAUGCAUGGUUGUUCUUAGCGGCUGGCUUCAUGAUGGAAGCGCUUGUUUGGGGUUUCUCUUUCGCCUACGGCAUCUUCCAGGACUUUUACAGCACGCACGAGCCUUUCAAAAGCUCAGGGAACCCGGCCGUGAUUGGAACAUGCAUGAUGGGCGUAAACUACAUGAUCUCUCCUUUGACUUUUGCCCUGCUACAGGGAUUCCCCGUUCUUAAGCGGUGGUGCUCCGCUGUCGGGCUUCUCAUUAUGUGUCUGGCUCUCGUCCUGAGUUCUUUCGCGUCUAACACCACUCACCUGAUUCUAACCCAGGGCAUCGCCUGCGGGAUUGGAGGCAACCUUGCUUAUUCACCCAUGAUUAUCUUCAUGAAUGAAUGGUUUGUGCACAAAAGGGGCCUUGCUUUUGGGACCAUGUGGGCCGGAACUGGUGUCUCUGGUGUGGUACUGCCCCUGGUGCUUCAAUGGCUCCUGGAUGCUUACGGUCACAAAACCACCCUGCGCAUCUGGGCCGUGACUCUGUUUCUGUUAGCUGCUCCGCUGCUCUAUUAUGUGAAGCCUCGCUUGCCCAUUUCGCGUGCGUCAAGCGUCCGAACGUUUGACUUGAGUUUCCUCUGGUCGCAUACGUUCCUCAUUUUCCAAAUGGGCAAUAUCGUCGAGGCCCUAGGAUAUUUCUUACCAACAAUUUACUUACCUACCUUCGCACGCACUCUGGGCGCCAGUACGAUCCUGGCGUCUUUGACCGUCAUCUUAUGCAACCUUGCAUCGGUCUUUGGAUGUAUCGCCAUGGGCCAUCUGGUUGAUCGGUACCAUGCGACUACCUGUAUCCUAGUGUCCACUAUAGGUAGUACGCUGGCUGUGUUUUUUCUGUGGGGAUUUUCCAUGUCGUUGGCGCCCCUCUACGUGUUCAGUGUCGUCUAUGGCCUUUUUGCUGGAUCAUUCACCUCAACGUGGCCGGCCGUCAUGAGCGAGGUGGUGAAGAAGAGCCAGCUGGCGGAUCCCUCGAUUGUCUUCAGUUUCUUGGCAACCGGCAGAGGAAUCGGAAAUGUUGUCAGCGGACCGUUGAGUGACGCCCUGAUCAAGGGCUCAUGGGGCUAUGACCCUUCGGCCUUUGCCUAUGGCACCUCUUAUGGCGCCCUCAUCGUCUUUACGGGAAUAACUGCGCUAUUUGGCGGAUUAAGCAUAGUCGGAAGACCCUUAAAACUGAUCUAAGCUCAGGAAUGGCAAGUCCGGCACCUGGGGCUUCAUGCGGGGCCCAAGAAUGCCCUGACCUGUCCCAAUUCGUGUUAUAUACAUAUAUUUACUUCAUUAAGUGGAGUAUGAAUGAUAUGCUUACCAUCGUACGACGCCCAGAAGUUAUAAUCGGCAUUUGCGCCCGCCGAUAAAAUAUGACGGAGUGACGAAAAGGAAAAGCAAUUUUCGGUGUUAAAAACAAAAGUUCCUACGGCAUCUACCAGAUCCACACAUUAUACGCAUUAAAUAUAUUGGUAUCGGCCCCUCGGCGCUCAAUCAGGUCAUCGAGAACUAGGCAUCAAAAAGCGUUGUUCGUACGAAAGGUUUCCACAUUAACGCCGAGUUCAGUUUAUCUAGAUGACGACCCAAUUGAUUUAUAUUCUGAUAUAGCACCAAAACUUUCUUAGUUCAUGUCUCAAGCCUUACCCCCACUGGCCACGCUUAGCACGGUCUUCCAUUCGAUCUCAUCAGGUGUAUCAGCGUGGAUGGAUAGUUUGACAUCAAGAGCGCUCCGCAGCUGCUCUUUAGUGCUCGCGUAAAGCAUACACAGCUAGAUAUU